AUGGCCCAUACGUGUAUGUGCUGUGGACCGGUGAAGGCAGGUCAGGCGCGUAUCUUCUGGAACCUGGGCCAGUACCCGGCGGUGGCGGUAGCCGGUCUCGGUGAUGCGAGCAAAUGGGACGAGCUGGACGAGAUCGAUGGAGUGAAGGAGAAUGUGCGCAUAGCGGCAGCGGCCGGUGUGCGGGCUCUCGCGGCCAAUAAACUCCCGGAGAUCGUGCUAGAAGACCUGGAACACCCGCAGCAGGCGGCCGAGGGUGCCACGUUAGCCAACUACAAGUUCCAGUCGUUCAAGAGCGCUGACAAACGGACCAGCCUGCCGUCGGUUCGUUUCGCCGAUGAUGCCUCCGGCAAGGAAGACUGGCAACGGGGUGUCACCAUUGCCGAGGCGCAGAACUUUGCCAGAGUUUUGAUGGAAACACCGGCCAACCAUAUGACGCCAACGAUUUUCGCCGACACCGUACGGGAGCGAUUAGGUGCGGCCGGUGUCGAGGUGCUGGUGCACGACGAAGCAUGGGCCAAGGCGAAGGGUAUGGGUUCGUUCCUGUCCGUUACGAACGGUUCCGCCGAACCGGCGCGCUUCCUCGAGCUGACCUACAAGGGUUCGGCGAAACCGGACGAACCGUGCGUAGCACUGGUCGGUAAGGGCAUCACGUUCGAUUCCGGUGGCAUCAGCUUGAAACCUUCGGCCAACAUGGACCAGAUGCGGGCCGAUAUGGGUGGUGCGGCUAAUGUCGUGGGUACCUUGCUGGCGCUCGCCCAACUGAAGGCCCCGGUACACGUGAAGGGGUUCGUGCCGUUGUGCGAAAACAUGCCUAGUGGUACGGCCACCAAGCCGGGAGAUGUGGUGUACGCUAUGAAUGGCAAGAGCAUUUGCGUCGACAAUACCGAUGCCGAGGGUCGCCUUGUGUUGGCCGAUGCAUUGUGUUACGCCUCAACCUUCGAGCCAAAGUUCAUUCUGGACAUUGCCACGUUAACGGGUGCGAUCAAGGUGGCACUCGGAGACUGCGUGGCCGGUGUGUUCUCCAACAACAACGCACUGUGGAACGUAAUUCACGAGGCGGGCUCGCAGACGGGUGAUCGCGUGUGGCGUAUGCCGCUGUUCAAGCAUUACAGCGAGCAGAUGUGUGACCAUGGCGGGUACGAUCUGAACAACCUCGGGAAAGGCAAGGGCGGCGGUUCGUGUACGGCAGCCGCGUUCCUGCGGGAGUUCGUCCCGAAGGGUACUCCCUGGCUGCACGUCGAUAUUGCCGGUGUGAUGGGUGAUUGCAGUGAUCAGAGUUACACUGGUGCUAAGGGUAUGACGGGUCGACCGAUGCGUACGCUCGUUGAGUUCGUUACGAAGGCCAGCGGAAGUAUCUAA
Anopheles darlingi is the source of this 1359-nucleotide messenger RNA. RefSeq names its product cytosol aminopeptidase-like. The transcript has 4 exons. Bases 1 to 1359 code for a protein of 452 amino acids. Gene Ontology annotation, cellular component: cytoplasm. Lineage: Eukaryota; Metazoa; Arthropoda; Insecta; Diptera; Culicidae. Gene Ontology annotation, molecular function: manganese ion binding; metalloaminopeptidase activity. Gene Ontology annotation, biological process: proteolysis. The record is from RefSeq and is a predicted model, not a curated record.